AUGACGAGUCAGCCAAAUAUUCUAGCAACCCCAAGCUCCAGCCAUGCUCGCCCUGAGCUUGGGCCAACCCUCUUUAAAGUCUCUCCUAUGGACACCAUCAACUUUCAACUUCUAAAGCCUAUUCUUCUAAACAGGAAAAAAAGUAAUUUAACAUUAAUAAAAGCAAAAUACGAGCAAGUAGCAACAAGAAAAACACAAAGUAACAAUUACGGACCAGAAUUGGGAGGCACGAAGUUCACCGACUCACCAGUGAUAGAGCUCCCGGUUCGAACCGCCGUCCUUUCCCUCCAACAGGACAACGGCUCCCUCCACGUCGGCACCUCCGUCUGGCCCUGUUCCCUGGUCCUCGUCAAAUUCGCCGAGCGCUGGGCCCCACCCAGCCCCGAUGCCCAAAACCCCUACGCCAACCUCCUCGACUUCCACGGCAAGCGAGCCGUGGAGCUCGGCGCCGGCUGCGGAGCCGCCGGCAUGGGCCUUUAUCUGCUCGGCUUGACCGACCUCGUCCUUACCGAUAUUCCCGCGGUCAUGCCCGCAUUGAAGCACAACCUCAAGCGCAACAAGCCCGUCCUGGGGAAGACGCUCAAGCACGCCAUCGUGCACUGGAACAAGGCGGCGGAUCAGGCCAAGUCCCUGAGCCCUCCGUACGACGUCGUCGUGGCGACGGACGUCGUUUACAUAGAGGAGACUGUGGGCCCGCUCGUGUCCACCAUGGAGGCUCUGGUGAAGGACGACGGCGUCGUUUUGCUCGGGUACCAGUUGAGGUCUCCGGAAGCACACCAACUGUUCUGGGAAAUGUGUGAGAGGGUUUUUGUGAUAGAGAAAGUUCCGCACCAGGAUUUGCACCCGGAUUAUGCGUACGAAGAGGCUGAUGUGUUUGUCUUGCGCAAGAAACAAAAAGGAGGGCUGACUCAGGAUGCUGCUCCCGAUUCUCUGUGA
Messenger RNA from Prunus armeniaca (apricot), 936 nucleotides. Lineage: Eukaryota; Viridiplantae; Streptophyta; Magnoliopsida; Rosales; Rosaceae. The record is from the annotation of a GenBank genome assembly.